This is a messenger RNA of Blumeria graminis f. sp. triticale, 3081 nucleotides long. Lineage: Eukaryota; Fungi; Ascomycota; Leotiomycetes; Helotiales; Erysiphaceae. The record is from the annotation of a GenBank genome assembly.
AUGUCGACAUCCUUUCAAAUACAAGCGCCUGUUCCUGAGAUACUGGUCGAGAAGCUCACUGAUCAUCUUGAGACCCCGUCUUUAGACGACCGUUCAUACAGAGUUAUAAGACUGUCUAAUCAGUUGGAAGUUUUGUUAGUACACGAUGCCGAAACCGACAAAGCUAGUGCCGCUAUGGACGUCAAUGUAGGGAAUUUCAGUGACGAGGAUGAAAUGCCAGGCAUGGCGCAUGCUGUUGAACAUCUUCUCUUUAUGGGCACGAAAAAGUAUCCUGUAGAGAACGCCUACUCUCAGUUUCUUUCUGCCCAUUCAGGUAGCUCUAAUGCAUACACUGGUGCAACAUCGACGAACUAUUAUUUUGAAGUGGCUGCUAAAAAAUCAGAGGAAGCCGGACUAGCCGAACCAUCACCUCUCUAUGGAGCACUGGAUAGAUUUGCUCAGUUCUUCAUUGACCCUCUUUUUCUUUCAUCUACCUUAGACAGAGAAUUGCGAGCUGUGGAUUCUGAGAACAAAAAGAACUUACAAAGUGAUCAAUGGCGAUCACAUCAACUCGACAAAUCGCUAUCGAAUCCUAUGCAUCCGUAUUGUCAUUUUUCAACCGGGAACUUUCAGGUCUUAAAAACGGAUCCCGAGGCAAGAGGCAUUGACGUCCGACAGAAGUUUAUGGACUUUCACAAAAAGCAUUAUUCUGCCAAUCGUAUGAAACUUGUUAUCCUGGGAAUGGAGUCUUUAGAUACAUUACAGUCUUGGGCGGUAGAAUUAUUCGCUGAAAUCAGAAACAAGAACUUGCCGCAAAAUCGCUGGGAGGAUGAAAAACCAUACAGAGAAGAAGACCUGAUGAUGCAGUGUUUCUCAAAACCUGUCAUGGACUCUAGGCAAAUGGAACUUAUAUUUCCAUUUAUUGAUGAAGAGUUCUUGUAUGAGACUCAGCCAAGCCGUUACCUCAGUCACCUAAUAGGACAUGAGGGACCCGGCAGCAUAAUGGCAUGCAUUAAAUCAAAGGGUUGGGCAAAUUCUUUAAGCGCAGGUGCAUACCCACUAUGUCCAGGGACGCCAGGUAUCUUCAACUGCCAAAUAAGGCUCACCGAAGAAGGAUUAAAAAACUACCGUGAAAUUGUUAAAAUAUUCUUUCAGUAUGUUUCUCUUUUGCGUCAGACUCCACCUCAAAAGUGGAUUUUUCAGGAGCAGGCCGGUCUAGCAGACCUUGGUUUUCGCUUCAAGCAAAAAACUCCAGCAAGCCGAUUCACUAGCAAAAUAAGCGCUGUGAUGCAAACACCUCUACCCAGAGAGUGGCUACUCAGUGGCCAUAGUAGGCUUCGAAAGUUUGACCCAAUUAAAAUUCAAGAAGGCUUAGCAUGUCUACGACCAGACAAUCUCAGAAUUAUGGUCGCCUCACAAAACUACCCUGGGAAAUGGGAUCAGAGAGAAAAGUGGUAUGGCACUGAAUAUACGUAUGAGAAAAUACCUGACGAUUUCAUCGCCGAGAUUAAACUAGCCAAUGAGGCUACCUCGGAAACUCGUCUGACUGAACUUUACUUACCUCAACAAAAUCAGUUCAUUCCCACUAAGCUUGAAGUUGAAAAGAAAGAAGUCAAGGAGCCCCUCAUUGCCCCAAUACUUAUUCGUAAUGACGAUCUAGUAAGAACAUGGUACAAAAAAGACGAUCAGUUUUGGGUUCCCAAGGCCAAUCUUUUUGUUAAUUGCCGAAAUAACCUACCUGAUGCGACAGCAGGAAAUUAUCUCAAGGCACGACUGUACACCGAUGCAGUUAGGGAUGCUCUCGAGGAAUACUCGUAUGAUGCUGAACUUGCAGGUCUUGAUUACUCAGUCUCAAAUCAUUACACCGGAAUAGAAAUUGCCGUUUCUGGCUAUAAUGACAAAUUACCAGUUUUGCUUGAAAAGGUGCUUGUCACUAUGAGGGACUUAAUUAUUAAUAUAGACCGUUUCGAGAUAAUUAAAGAACGUCUUAUGCGAAAUCUAAAGAAUUGGGAAUUUGGUCAACCUUACAAUCAAGUUGGUGAUUAUACAAGAUGGCUUGGUAGCGAGAAGAGUUACAUUAACGAGCAGCUACUUGACGAACUACCAGACGUCACAGUAUCUGAUAUUGAGCGUUUCAAGCUACAACUCCUGGCACAAAUGCACCUCGAAAUUUUUGCCCAUGGAAACCUCCAUAAGGAAGAUGUUCUUCAGCUCAGCCAAACAAUAGAAACGAUACUGAAGCCAAAAGUACUGCCUCAAAUACAGUGGCCAAUAUCUAGAUCCCUUAUACUCCCACCGGGUGGUAAUUUUGUCUAUGAGAAGAACCUCAAAGACCCAGCUAACGUCAAUCACUGCAUCGAGUAUUUACUCUAUAUAGGAGACAAAGCCAUACGUCCUCUUCGUGCCAAAACGUUGCUGUUAGAUCAGAUGACAAGCGAGCCCGCCUUUGAUCAGCUACGAACAAAAGAACAAUUAGGAUAUGUUGUCUUCAGUGGUGCUCGUACGACUGCAACCACAAUCGGAUAUCGUUUUAUAAUCCAAAGCGAAAAAUCCCCUCUGUACCUUGAAUCUAGAAUCGAUGCAUUUCUCUCGAACUACGCAAGUAUAUUGAAGGAUAUGUCUAGUAUCGAGUUUGAAAGCCAUAAGCGAAGUCUUAUUACAAAGCGGUUGGAAAAAAUGAAGAAUCUCGAUCAAGAGUCAGGAAGAUUAUGGUCUCACAUCGACAGUGAAUACUAUGAUUUCGAACUGGCUCCCAAGGAUGCUGUUGAAGUUAAGCUUUUAACAAAAAAUGAUAUGGUCGAUUUUUUUAAUUACUACAUCUGUCCAGCCUCUCCUACAAGGUCUAAAUUAGCAGUUCACCUUAAUGCUCAACCUGUCGUUAAUGGUUCGACCACACCUGACGUCCAAUUAACUGCUGACAAAGCUUUAAUUAAAAAUAAACCCGAAGAAGGUAAAUCAAUAUCAUUAGCGUCUAGCAACAACGGAAAUCCUCCAUAUAAAAUUACUGACGUUCGAUCAUUCCGGUCGAUGCUAUCUUUAAGCGCCGGACCCCAAGCCAUAAAGCAUGUCAGUGAAUUUGAAGAGCUGGACUCGAAACUCUAA